AUGGUGCUGGACUCGGGGACACAGUCAUAUGAGCGGCAUCGCAAUGUCCUGAGCGCCAGCCCCCAGCGCGAGAGGGGCGGGAAAAAGUUCUCUGAACACAAUGGGCUGCAACUCUAUUCCUACCUCUCCCCUUCACCAUCUCCAGAUUCAGACCCUACCCACCUGGGCCAAAGGCUCAAAACGCCUACCAAGCUCAAGUGCUCCAAGGUCUCAGAAGCAAGGCCCGAGGUCAGGCGGCUGUCGGAAAUCUGCCCUGCUUUCCCAAGCCCCUGCAGCUGGAUGCGCCGUAGCGAGAGCACCUGCACUGUGAAUAGUAGUGGCCGGGCACGUGCACAGAUCCGCAGUGCAGCUUCCCUGCCUCAUAUUGCCAGGCCAAAGGCUGAGGAGAUCAACGUCAGCAGGAGGAGUCCUUGCCUGCUGGUGGCCCUUAGGCCCUUGAAUGUUGACAAGGAGAGAGAGAAGUUCUUCCAGUCUUGUUAUACUUACAACCCACAGUUUGAGUAUGAGGAGCCUGUCCCCACGGCUGUGCUGGAGAAAUACAGAGAUGCAUCAGACCAGUUCAUUACACAGGCAACUGGGAUCAUUCAUGCCGUCCUGGAGAAGUACGGCUCUUAUGAGAGCUUUGAAGUGGCCACUGGUGGAAGACUGCUGAGCAAGUGCCAAAUCUGGUCUAUUAUCCGGAAGUACAUGCAGAAGGAGGGCUGUGUGGGAGAGGUGGUUGUUCAUCUGACUGAGGAUCUGCUGUCCCAAGCCGUGAUGAUGGUGGAGAACAGCCGGCCCACCCUCGCAAUUAACCUGGCCGGAGCCCGUCAAUACUGGCUGGAGGGCAUGCUGCGCCACGAAAUAGGCACUCACUACAUCCGUGGGGUGAAUAAUGCCCGCCAGCCUUGGCACAGUAUGGAGGGCCGUAAGCGGUACGGCCUGAAGCCUGCUAACCCCACAGAAGAAGGCCUGGCUAGUCUGCACAGUGUCCUCUUCCGUAAGCAGCCCUUUCUGUGGCGGGCAGCACUGCUGUACUACACUGUCCACCAGGCCAGUCACAUGUCCUUCAGCGUGCUCUUCCAGCACUUGGAGCAGUACGUCCAAGACGCCCGGGUCCGGUGGGACUACUGCGUGCGGGCAAAACGAGGCCAGACUGACACCUCACAGCCAGGCUGUUUCAGUAAGGAUCAAGUGUAUCUGGAUGGAAUUCUCCGGAUCCUGAGGCAUCGGCAGACUAUUGACUUCCGGUUGCUGGCAGCACUGGGCAAGGUCUCCUACGAAGAUGUGAAUCAGCUGAAGCAAUUUGGGGUUCUGGAGAAGGCGCGAAUCCCCCAUUUCAUGCAGGACAUGGAACGGUACAGGCAGCAGCUUGACCACAUCAUUGCCACCAACAGACUGAAUGAGGAGGAGCUAGAGCAGUUGCUGCCGGACUGA
Molecule: messenger RNA, 1416 nt
Organism: Emys orbicularis (European pond turtle)
Lineage: Eukaryota; Metazoa; Chordata; Testudines; Emydidae
Gene: MATCAP1
Product: microtubule associated tyrosine carboxypeptidase 1
Exons: 6
Coding region: 1-1416 (471 amino acids)
Source: RefSeq, a predicted model, not a curated record